AUGACUAGAGUUGCGAGGACGGCCAACUCAAUGGACGAUCUCAUGGGGUAUGCUAUGGAAUAUUUAGGUGGUGUGAUUCCCCAUAACGCAUAUAGUGGAAUCAUACAGAUCAUAAGCUCGAUUGGCGAUAAUUCCGGUGCUAGGCAGAGCAGCGUUCAGAACCUGAAGCCUGUUAUAUGCGGGAACUUUGAGCAUGAUGCUCGUCAAUCGGAACUUGAGCGCCGUUUAGGAAGAUAUGGGAAGGUUGAUAGGGUCAAUAUAAAAGCAGGAUUUGCCUUGAUUUACAUGGAAGAUGAACGCGAUGCUGAAGAUGCAAUUAGGGGGCUUGAUAGGAUACAAUUUGGUAGGCAUGGGCGGCGGCUUCGUGUUGAGUGGACAAAGGAAGAACGUGGUGGUAGAAUGUCUGGCGGUGAAAGAAGAUCAUCAGCUAAUUCAAGGCCUUCAAAGACAUUAUUUGUCAUUAAUUUUGAUCCAGUUAGUACAAGGAUAAGGGACUUGGAAAGGCAUUUUGAACCUUAUGUAAAAGUUCUGAAUGUCAGGAUCAGAAGGAAUUUUGCUUUCAUCCAAUUUGAAUCACAAGAUGAUGCCACCAAAGCGUUGGAAGCUACUGACGUGAGCAAGAUAAUCGAUCGGGUGAUGUCAGUGGAGUAUGCCGCUCGGGAUGAUGAUGAAAGAAGACAUGGCGAUGAAAAAAUAAAUGGAUACAGCCAAGAUAGGAGGGAAGAGAGGUCUCCAGAAAGGAGAAGUCGCGAUCGUGGGCGUUCAGCUAGUCCUUAUGGCAGAGGCGUGGAGAGUAGGGGUGCAAAAUGGGCCUGCUAUGGUGUUCUAAGGUUUGUCAUGCAGAAUAGCAACGGAGUCUUGAGCCCUUACAGCAAGCCUGAGGAGCAGGGAGGGAGUCCAAAUUAUGGAAGAGCUGAAAGUCCUGCUUAUGACAGACAUCGCAGCCACAGUGCACCACCAAGAACUCAAAGGGGAGAGCUCACUGAUCUCCUCGACCCGUCACUCACAAAGAGGAUCGCAGAAAGGGGGUGA
Asparagus officinalis (garden asparagus) is the source of this 1032-nucleotide messenger RNA. Its product is annotated as serine/arginine-rich splicing factor RS41. Gene Ontology annotation, cellular component: nuclear speck. The record is from RefSeq and is a predicted model, not a curated record. Gene Ontology annotation, molecular function: RNA binding. Lineage: Eukaryota; Viridiplantae; Streptophyta; Magnoliopsida; Asparagales; Asparagaceae. Gene Ontology annotation, biological process: mRNA splicing, via spliceosome.